This is a messenger RNA of Nothoprocta perdicaria, 4088 nucleotides long. RefSeq names its product p21 (RAC1) activated kinase 1 (gene PAK1). Gene Ontology annotation, molecular function: protein serine/threonine kinase activity; ATP binding. Lineage: Eukaryota; Metazoa; Chordata; Aves; Tinamiformes; Tinamidae. The record is from RefSeq and is a predicted model, not a curated record. The transcript is spliced from 15 exons. Gene Ontology annotation, biological process: intracellular signal transduction; regulation of MAPK cascade; regulation of axonogenesis. Gene Ontology annotation, cellular component: cytoplasm. The coding region runs from base 58 to 1692 and encodes 544 amino acids.
UAAAGACUGCUCCAUCUGCACCCCCUGCAGCUGCAGUAACGGCCUCUACACCUGAAGAUGUCUAACAAUGGAGUUGAAACWGAAGACAAACCGCCUGCUCCUCCGAUGAGGAACACCAGCACUAUGAUUGGGGCRGGGAGCAAAGAUCCGGGGACUUUAAACCAUGGCUCAAAACCUCUGCCUCCCAACCCAGAAGAGAAGAAAAAGAGAGACCGAUUUUACCGAUCUAUUUUGCCAGGAGAUAAAACGAAUAAAAAGAAGGAGAAAGAGCGGCCAGAGAUCUCCCUCCCAUCAGACUUCGAGCACACGAUCCACGUGGGCUUCGAUGCAGUCACAGGAGAAUUCACAGGCAUGCCAGAGCAAUGGGCCCGUUUGCUGCAGACAUCCAACAUCACCAAGUCAGAGCAGAAGAAGAACCCCCAGGCAGUGCUUGAUGUGUUGGAGUUCUACAACUCCAAGAAGAUCUCCAACAGCCAGAAGUACAUGAGUUUCACAGAUAAGUCAGCRGAGGAAUACAAUUCAUCAAAUACAUUGAAUGUAAAGGCUGUGUCUGAGACGCCUGCCGUGCCUUCGGUGUCUGAGGAUGAAGAUGAUGAAGAUGAUGCAGCUCCACCCCCUGUGAUAGCUCCACGUCCGGAACAUACAAAAUCUAUAUACACCCGCUCCGUGAUCGACCCCCUUCCUCCUCCUACCAAAGACGUGGCCACCUCUCCCAUUUCUUCUCCCACCGAAAACAACACAGCAGCCCCUGACAUGCUGAUUAGGAACACUGAAAAACAGAAGAAAAAGCCAAAAAUGUCAGAUGAAGAGAUCCUGGAAAAACUGAGGAGUAUUGUGAGCGUGGGCGAUCCCAAGAAGAAGUACACACGGUUUGAGAAGAUUGGACAAGGAGCUUCAGGUACUGUUUACACGGCCAUGGAUGUAGCUACAGGACAGGAGGUUGCAAUCAAACAGAUGAAUUUGCAGCAGCAGCCCAAAAAAGAACUGAUAAUCAACGAAAUCCUUGUAAUGAGGGAAAACAAAAACCCCAACAUUGUCAACUACUUGGACAGUUACCUGGUAGGAGAAGAGCUGUGGGUAGUCAUGGAGUACUUGGCAGGAGGCUCCCUAACGGAUGUUGUGACAGAGACGUGCAUGGAUGAAGGACAGAUCGCAGCAGUGUGUCGAGAGUGUCUCCAGGCUCUGGAAUUUCUGCAUUCAAACCAAGUUAUUCACAGAGACAUCAAGAGUGACAACAUCCUACUGGGAAUGGAUGGCUCUGUCAAACUAACUGACUUCGGCUUCUGUGCCCAGAUCACUCCUGAGCAGAGCAAGCGGAGCACCAUGGUGGGAACUCCAUACUGGAUGGCGCCUGAAGUGGUCACCCGGAAAGCCUACGGGCCCAAAGUGGACAUCUGGUCGCUGGGGAUCAUGGCCAUUGAGAUGAUUGAAGGAGAGCCCCCCUACCUCAAUGAGAACCCCCUGCGAGCCCUGUAUCUCAUUGCUACCAACGGGACUCCCGAACUGCAGAAUCCAGAAAAGCUUUCACCCAUAUUCCGAGAUUUCCUAAACCGCUGUCUGGAAAUGGAUGUAGAAAAGAGAGGUUCUGCAAAAGAGCUGCUACAGCACCAGUUCCUGAAAAUUGCAAAGCCUUUAUCUAGCCUCACUCCUCUGAUCAUUGCAGCUAAAGAAGCAGCAAAGAACAACCAUUAAAGCGGUGGAGUUCAGCAUAGUCGUCGUGUCAAGCCUUCUAGAUGCUCAUUUUAACGACCGAAUUACCUGCCCUUCUUCCCUCCCACUCCUCCUUCGCAGGGCUGCUCCUAAGACUUUGAUGUCCCCAGAGGGGUGGCAGAGGUAGCAUUAGCUGAAUGAAGGGCACUCAAGAGGGACACUGCUGAUCUUAGUAGCAAAAUGCCUUUCCCUCCCCUCCGUGGGAUGAAAGGGGAAGAUUGUUCUGUACGAUUGAAAAGAUCUUUCCRAGAUGUCUGAACCUGACCUACAAGUAGCAAAGCCACUUUUGUUUUCAUAUUUCUUAUUGUGUUUAUUUUUAAAAAAUAAAUGUGGAGCCUUAGACCAUGUUUAUCUUAAUAAAUUAAAUCUUGUGCUGGCUGGACGUUUUUCUGCUUGUGCCAAGCUGCUGUUACACCACUGGGCUGUGGAUGACCUGAGGAGGGAAGGAAGCAGCCAGCAGAAAUCCGAACAUCUGCAGCAAGUGUCAGGGGAACAAGGGCAGGAAUAGGAAGGUCCCUUGCAGCACUGCUGGAUGCCUGGAGAGCGCGUGGAGAAACCCUCUAUCUGCUUCCUGCGGCCGUCAGGGAACUUGAUUCAUGAAUCAUCUUGCUGCCAAAUUUUGUGAAUCAGACCCCCAGCACCCUGGUUACAACUCAACCAGUUACACAGAUCUCCUAAGCGUGUCUGAUGUUCUAGAAGGUAAAUUACAGAAGAAGAUGCCCGAGAGGCCUUGUAAGGUGAUACAACUAUCAGUGCUGUGAGGUUUGUUAGAGACCCCUGCUUGUAUGAUAAACACAGCCAUUAUUGGUAUAAAGAUAAGAUUUUCCUGCAAAAGGAUGUUGAAAACUCUUGUUUCUUAGAUCAAGCCCAACAGAAGGACUGACCACAGACACUGCUUUCUUGGAAGCAUGGGGACRCUCUUUUAAUUUUUUGGAAUGAGUAACCUGUUUUCUUUAUGCUACUGACUCUAAAUCCUUUGGUUGCUGUAGUCUCUAAAGUGGGAAAUAUAGAACUACAAGAGAGAUCUGUCACAAACACUGUAUACUGAUUUUUAAUAAAACGACUGCUGCAUUUCUUAACGUGGGGCUGUGGGAAGACUUGGGAAUUUGCUGUCACCAAAGAAGUGGCAGAUGGGGUUAUUGUUAAUGUCAUUGUCACUGGGAGCUUGAAUGUGAUGGAUGAAGUGAUAUAAGCUUCUCUCUCAGCCCUUUUGCAGCUCCGUGGAGUACAAAAGUGUGAAGGGAGUAAUUGCACACAUAGAGGAACUGGAUAAAAGGCUGGUACAACUCAGGGAGCUGCUUUCUCUGACUGUACUGCUCUCUCUCUAUAUAUCACUUUGCUCAGUCCUGGGGGGAAAGAGUUUAAACAAGUUUUGGAGUAAUCUCCCUGUCCAAAGCAGUUGUGUUGCACAGAAACUCGUUCCUGCUUCUUGCUGAGACCUGCUAGUGGAUCAGCCUCUUCUCUGCUUCAAGGCGUGGAUUCAAGUGUAUUUUUCCCUUCCCUCUGCAAUACACGGCAGUUCUCAGAGCAGCCUUGCAGAUGCAGCUAAAGACAUCUGUACAACCUCCUGCUUCUUGUGAUCCAUGCAAUGCAACUUGGAAAUGUUGCCUGUAGGGAAUGGAUUGUGCUUGGGAGCAGGUCAGUGCCAUUCAUGGUGUGUCAUCUUCUGCCACAGCUUAUGUGCCUCUCCCCUUGCCACGCUCCUUUUACCAGGCAGCAUCGUGUGAAUCCACAUCCCAUCUCCUUGCACAGCCGUGGCUCAUUCUGUAGCAUCCACAUGGGCUGGAAAACACCAGACUAACGUGCAGCUGGCUGGAAACCUUAGGUUCUGAUGUGACUUUUGGCAUUCCCCAUCCAAGGGGGGAGCCUUGAUGCAGAUUCACCUAACCAGUGAGCACCUGUUUGAGCUUAUUUGCUGCAGCAGAACUUCUCACUUUACAUAAGAACGGUGAUGUGGAUUAUUUGCACAGCUUUAAGUUGCUCUUCUGGGUUUCUACUCAACAGGCAUGUUGUGUUUUUAUGUUGUCAGCAAAUCUUGAAAGGUUUGUAGCUAUGUUACGCUUAAGAGACUAGGUUUUUUUUGUUGUUCUGAGAUAUUUUUGGUCUCUUUUCUAUGUGUUGGUCAGCUUUAGUGCCUGUGUGAGCCUUUGCAUAUCCUCUUACAGCACUUUCCCUCUCUUACAUAGUGACUGUCUCAUGCAAAAAUUAACCCAUGCGGCUUAUUUUUCUAAGAAUGUCUUGACUUGAAACUUGGAAGACCCUCCUCCAUCUAGAGAACUUUUUGGGCAGAUUCUUUGUGUUUUACCUACUGUAUKAAUUAAUCUGAUUCUACUGAGCCGAAACCAUUUUUAAUCACAGCCUUAAAUUAUUUAUUUCCC